CGGCUCGCCGCCCCGGCCCCGGCCCUGCACCUGUGACUGUCGCGGCGCUCGCCCUCCCCGCCCGGCGCCCGCGGCCCCCAUGGCCCCGUCCCGCCUGCAGCUCGGCCUCCGCGCCGCCUACUCCGGCCUCAGCUCCGCGGCCGGCUUCUCCAUCUUCCUCGUCUGGACCGUGGUGUACAGACAGCCGGGGACCGCGGCCAUGGGGGGGCUCGCAGGUGUGCUGGCGCUGUGGGUGCUGGUGACGCACGUGAUGUACAUGCAGGAUUACUGGAGGACCUGGCUCAAAGGGCUGCGUGGCUUCUUCUUCGUGGGCGUCCUCUUCUCGGCAGUCUCCAUCGCCACCCUCUGCACCUUCCUGGUGCUGGCUGUCACCCGACACCAGAGCCUCACAGACCCCAACAGCUACUACCUCUCCUGCGUCUGGAGCUUCAUCUCCUUCAAGUGGGCCUUCCUGCUCAGCCUUUAUGCCCACCGCUACCGGGCUGAUUUCGCCGACAUCAGCAUCCUCAGCGACUUCUGACCCGAGGGGUGAGGUUUCUGGACCCCAAAGGUCCUCAGGACCUGGACUCAGCCUCUGAGACACCAGACAGGCCUGCAACACCCCCCUGGAAACCCUAGAUCUGUGGCAGAAGAUACACAGCAAGAGGACUGCGGUCUCCCCGGAAGAUGUCCUGCUCCCGUUGUGGGGGAGAUCCGGGUGCAGCGGAAAGGGGUCCUUCCUGCCAAGUUGCUCCUCCUCAGCCUGGCUGGAGGGCAGCUUUAGACCUUUUCAAAUGGAUCUAUUUUCUUAGCGCUCAGUGAGGAAUCUUCACAAGGAGGGCCAGGGCAAUGAGUCAAGGGGUAGGGCAGUGAGCCGUGACCUAUGCCUGGGGGCACUCUCCCUCAGGCCAGGCUGGGAACCUGGGAGGUCAGGCCAAGUAAGGGAUCUCUAGUAGAGGCCUCUCAGGCCCCAGCCCCAAUACCCCAUCCUGUUGUCCUUGAGAGUCAGGUAGCUUAACUCCUCAAUCCCAGGGAUGGCAAUACUUGACUCUCUUUUCCCAAGGCCUGGGGACUUGGGAGUUUAGUGUCCCUCAUCACCCCAGAGCCGGUCUCCCAUGAGUGUGCUAGAACCAGUCAUCUUCGCCAUACCCAAGCCCUCUCUUUUACACAUACCGCCCUCCCCAAGCAGGACUCCCUGAACGAGGCCAGACUAAGUGUCUGGGAAAGGUGCCCUGCCCCCAGAAGGGCUUUGGGGAAGGGGGCAGCAUGGUGCGGGCUGGAAGGAACCCCUCAGCUCCGUGCCCGGGCACCUCCAGCCCUACAUUUCCAUCCCUUCUCACAUGCAUUAUCCCUAGCCACGAGACACCCCACCGACCCUGCCCCUGCCCACUGCCCUUCACCUAGAGCUUUUGUCUUUUUUAAUCUCCUUUCUGAAGGACAACAUCUGCUUUUCUGCCUAUACACUGGCACAAGGGCUCACCUAACUCGGGAGGGAAGGAGCUAUUGUUACAUAGAUCUUUUUUAUGUUAGGCUGCCAUGUUGCACGGUCUACCCUCUCCCCACCUGAUGUGUCCUGCCCUUCAGCUCUUUGCCUUAUCUGUGUCACUGUCACUUUAGCAGAAAUACAGCAGCCAUUUGUAUCA
This is a messenger RNA of Lynx canadensis (Canada lynx), 1622 nucleotides long. It is a transcript of the gene SLC48A1, whose product is annotated as solute carrier family 48 member 1. The record is from RefSeq and is a predicted model, not a curated record. The transcript is spliced from 3 exons. Gene Ontology annotation, cellular component: plasma membrane; lysosomal membrane. Gene Ontology annotation, biological process: heme transport. The coding region runs from base 80 to 520 and encodes 146 amino acids. Gene Ontology annotation, molecular function: heme transmembrane transporter activity; heme binding. Lineage: Eukaryota; Metazoa; Chordata; Mammalia; Carnivora; Felidae.